GAGCACCGCCUGAAGGGGACGUGAAUUGCAACAGCGCGAGGCGACUAUAGGAGGGGUUCAGCGGUGGGAGCGUCUUUAAAAUACGCUAGGAUAACGUUAAACGCGGAAGAAGACAUUUAGUUUUCAGGAAAGGACAAUCGGAGUGUCACAAAAGAAUCAUGGAUGUCAUAGAUCCCAUUAUCACCAUAGCGGAGAAGCUGCACGCAAUGUGCAAAGAGGUGAAAGCCAACAAGGAACGCUGCAAAAGGCUGGAUCAGCGUGUGGCAGCGUUGGUGCACGUGGUGAAGAUCGUGAAGGUUCAUGGCCUGGGGCCCGAUCCUGAAUCAGUGAAGAAGAGCCUUCAUGACCUGAAGCGCACACUGAUGUCCGCCCAGCAUGUGGUGAAGAACUUCCUCUCCACUGGCUGUUUGAAGCGCAUCUGGAAGGCCUUCAAGCUGAGUGAGGAGUUUGAAAGCUUGAACAUGGAACUCAACGACGCUGCGCAGGUUCUCUCACUGGCCCUGCAGAUUGACCAGCGGCAGCGGCUGGAGAACAUAUUCCAGGAGGUCAGGUGCAUGAAGGAGGAUGCUGAGGACAGGGAGGUCGAUGACCUGGAUCUGGAAAAGUUGCUAGAAUCCUUGGAAGAGAUGAAGGAGAGUGUAGAUGCUGUGCAUGACAUCGCCAAAUCCACCAGUGAAGAUGUGAAAGAUAUCAAAGCCUCACUGGAAUCUCUAAGGAAGUCCAGCAUCCAGCAGAAGGACAUCCGAGAGAUCGAACCAGAUAAGCUCAGCUACAGCAUUCCAAUGAUUCCUAUCGUGAAGAGCACAACCUCUGAGCUCUUCAAGGGAGAAUAUAACAAGUUCACUGUGGCCAUCAAGAGAUUCACCUGCCAGAGCAGCCCAGAUGAAAUAAGGAGGAUCUUCACUAAGGAGGUGGAAACCAUGCGGCGCUUUGAAUCACCAAACGUCCUGCGCAUGUUUGGCAUCUGUGUCGAGGAUGAGCGCGGACCUUCCCCGAACUACCUCAUCGUAAUGGAAUUCUGCGAGAAGGGCAGCCUGAGGCAGGUGCUGGACGGACAGAGCAGGCUGCCGUGGGACAGACGUGCUCGCAUGAGCCUGGACGCAGCCCAGGGCAUCUACAGGCUGCACCAGUCGGAGGCGAAGUUUAAAGUGCAUGGGUGUGUCAGCAGCUCCAAGUUCCUGGUGGAUGCUGGGUACAGAGUGAAGCUGGGAGGCUUUGAACUCGCGAAGACUGAGACCUCCCUGAAGAACAACAAAGACAAGAAGGGCAGUUCCAUAAUCUACUGCUCCCCUCAGCAAAUUGAGAAUGUUAACCACCCUUAUGACAAGAACUGUGAAAUAUACAGCUUCGGAAUUGUCUUGUGGGAAAUCGCUACUCGUCAGAUUCCAUUCAAAGGCUGUAAGUCACGCGAGAUCGACCAGAAAGUCUGUAAGGAGAGGAGCAUGGAGCCCCUCCCAGCAGACUGCCCCCGAAACCUGAAGGAUGUGAUCAAUGCCUGCCGUGCCUAUGAGCCCUUCUACAGGCCAUCAGCCGGAGCGCUGGUCGACAAACUACGUGAUGUGGUUCAGGAGUUGGACAAUGACUGAGUGGAGACCCAGUGGGCCUGGGCAUCACAGAGAUGAUAUGGCUGAACGAAGUUCCAGCGCAAGACCCUGCCUGUUCCUCGCAGCAAGAAGACACUUCAUCACUAUUAGCUUUAAGUGACCUGUUGUAUUUUUAUAGCUGUUCAUUCUCUUUUUCAGUAUUAUCGUUUCAAAAGAUUUUUUUUUUUGCACGUUCUUCUUUGUUUCAAAAACUUCUUGAAAAAAUCUUUAUUUCAGAAGCCCACAGCCAAUUAAACUCAGUUUAAUAUUAAGUGAAAGAAAUAUUUUCUAUAAAAUCUGUAGAACCUGUUUUUUUACUGUGUGGUUUAUUGUAAUCUUUUAAACUUUCCAUUUUUGAAUUGAUAUAAAAAUGUUAGGCAGAAAACUUAGUAUUUGUGUGUUGCAUACUCAGAAACAGUGCUACAUUCUUUUUAUGGAGAUUGAUGGAAAUGGCGCAGGUUCAACUAUGUAAACAUUCCUAAUUUCUAAAAAAAAUCAUUCAGAAUUCGCAAAUAAAAAGCUACAUCACC
Paramormyrops kingsleyae is the source of this 2113-nucleotide messenger RNA. RefSeq names its product mixed lineage kinase domain-like protein. The record is from RefSeq and is a predicted model, not a curated record. Gene Ontology annotation, cellular component: plasma membrane. NCBI's taxonomy places the organism in Eukaryota, Metazoa, Chordata, Actinopteri, Osteoglossiformes, Mormyridae. Gene Ontology annotation, biological process: cell surface receptor signaling pathway; protein phosphorylation; necroptotic signaling pathway. Gene Ontology annotation, molecular function: ATP binding; protein kinase activity.